Molecule: messenger RNA, 651 nt
Organism: Zingiber officinale
Lineage: Eukaryota; Viridiplantae; Streptophyta; Magnoliopsida; Zingiberales; Zingiberaceae
Exons: 1
Coding region: 92-448 (118 amino acids)
Source: RefSeq, a predicted model, not a curated record
ACCACCAAAUUAUGAGGUCCUUCCUUCUCUCAGUCGCUACCAAAAGCUCCACGUGCCACGCACGCAACUCGUCAAUUACUAGCCACCCCCAAUGAGACCAACUCCGGCGAAGCGCCACCACCAUCAGCGCCACCAGGAGGAAUCAGAGCCAUCGGUGGAGCUGCUCAAGGCGGUGGCGCAGGCGUGGCACGCGCAGUCCGGCAACCCCAAGCCGACCGACGAGUUCCACGCGCGCCUGCACAGCUACGCCCACCGCCGCCCCUCCCGAUUCAAGCUCGAGGCCGUCGCGCUGGCAGCGGCCGACGCCAACUGGGACUUCGCGCAGUCGCUGUGGGAUUCGUACGAGAUUGUGAUGCUGUCGAAGAAGCUGGAGGAUGUCGACUUGGAGACGGACCGGAAACAUGGGGUAUGUUCCGGCGGCCGGACCGGGAAGAGACAGAGAGAAUAAGCAUAGCUUGAGUAACCUCUUUCAUUGAUCUCCCUCCUUCGUCAGCUAAUUUCAGUUUGAAGCAUGCGAUGAGCAAAUAGUUUUUUUUUUUUUUUUUUUAAGUUGGUACCCUAUAUGCAGACUAAUUCUGUGACUGAUUUGUUUCUACUGAAAUUUUUAUUAUAAAUCAGGAAGGGCUUACAGGGACGAUCAUUUUAUAUCAA